AUGGCGGCGCUGGGAGGGGGCGGGGGUUGGAGAUUAGGCGCCCAAAUCCUGGUCUUGUCCUUGGAUUUUAAAAAGAAGAAGAAAAAAUCCCAGAUUGUCUAUUGGUCUCCUCCUGAAAACUAUAAACAGGAAUUCAAGAAAAAUUUUGAUUUCUUUUUUGAAGGAAGCUCUGUUUGGGAGGUGUACCACGCAAUAAAGUCAUUUACAAACCUUUUGAAGAUGAAAGAGCUCCAUGCAACUCAGUAUAGCCAGUUGUUGAGAAGGACAGAUAUCACAGGCCCCUUAAAGAAUGAGAGUUCCAACCUGGUGAUGGUUGAUGGUGUAGAAUGCUGUACUUUCCUGAUUGCUGAGAAACUUGGAUGGCCCUCUGUGACUAUCCUUACUAGCACAUUUGGAGUUACGAAUUUUGGGCUGCCUGAGUCUGUGCUUUAGGCGCCAGCAUUCCUCUCCUCCCUUACAGAUCACAUGGAUUGGGGGCGAGUGAAGAAGUCUCUGAAGUGCCUAAUUUCUGCCUUGAGGGGAUGAUAUAUCAACGCUCAGUUUGAUAGCACUAUCAGAGAACAUUUCCCAGAAGGCUCCAGGCCAGUGUCAUUUCAUCUUUCACUGAAAACAGAGCUGUGGUUUGUUAAUUCUGACUUUGCCUUUGAUUUCUCCUGCACCCCCCCCUUACCCCCCCGCCGCCUUCCUAACACUGGUUAUAAUGGAGGUUUAAUGGCCAAACCUGUUGAACCAAUGCCUCCAGUAAAUGAAACCUUCAUACUCCAUUUGGACAUAUUCUGGUACAAAUCAGCAGCGGUGGCCGCCAGCACCAUCAGGCGCUCCCACCCCCUGACCCCCGCCCAGCGGCUGGUGGGCUGGGUCAACCACAUCCUCCAGACAGGGGGAGCGGCCCACCUCAAACCCCACGCCUUGCAGCAGCCCUGGUAUGAGCAGUACCUGCUGGACGUCCUCUUAUUCCUUCUGGUGGUCGCCCUGGGCACCGUGUGGCUCUGUGGGAAGCUGCUGGGCCUGGUGGCCAGGUGGCUGUGUGUGGCCAGAAAGCUGAAGGAGGCGUGAGGCACAGUUCACCCUAGGGGUGGUGUGAGAGGGGGCAUUGCGAGCCAGUGGCUCUUUGAAGACUCCCCAAGCAUAGGCCAGCCCUGGUGUCUUCCCUUCACCCCCAGUUGACAAUGGCACACAAAUUGCUCCUCACUCUUUUCUGCCUUGGUUUAUAAAGUAUUAUGAGACAAUCUUGUGGUGGCUCAUCCUGCAGUCUGUAGCCUCCUCUGCUUUUUUUUUUUUUUUUGACUUUUUGUCUCCCUUUC
This is a messenger RNA of Rhinolophus ferrumequinum (greater horseshoe bat), 1304 nucleotides long. Its product is annotated as UDP-glucuronosyltransferase 3A2. Gene Ontology annotation, molecular function: UDP-glycosyltransferase activity. Lineage: Eukaryota; Metazoa; Chordata; Mammalia; Chiroptera; Rhinolophidae. The record is from RefSeq and is a predicted model, not a curated record.